AUGACCGCGCUUACCGGGAGUCCCGUCUCGUACGGGUCCUAUUCGGAUCACCUCUAUCCGGCCUGGUGUCAGGACGACCAAGUGCCCGUAACGAAGGCAGAGUUACGCGAUGUCUUCGACGAUCUUUGCAUCAAAUUCGGGUUCCAGCAAUCGUCCAAGGAAAAUAUGUACCAGCAUUUGCUCGCGCAAUUGGACUCAAGGGCCAGCCGCUCGACGGCGCAGAUCGCACUGGUGUCGCUUCAUGCCUCCUACAUUGGCGGCGACGAGGCGAACUUCAAAAAGUGGUACUUUGCCGCCCAGCUCGACCUGGACGAGGAAAUCGGGUUCCAGAACAUGAAACUACACGGCAAGUCACGCCGGCGGAACUACAAACUUGCUAAACAACGGGGCGUGUCAAUCGAAGAUCAAAUUUUGCAAUGGAAGCAACGCGAAGAAGAAUUCAUAGACUCGCAUCCCAAGGUCAGUCUAACGCCCGCACAACUGGCUAAUGAGAACAGCUUCAAAACUGCAGAUUACAAGUGGAAACUAAGAAUGCGAGAACUUACGCCCAAACAAAUGGCGCGACAACUGGCGCUCUUUUUGUUGUGCUGGGGAGAGGCAAAUCAAAUCAGAUUUACGCCCGAAUGUCUCUGUUUCAUCUUCAAAUGUGCUCUGGACUAUGACGCCAACAUCUCCGACAAGUUUCCUCAGUCUAAACGCGAGUUUGCAUUUCUUGACGAGAUCAUCACGCCGCUUUACAAAUUUUUGAGAGCUCAAGUUCAUCACUAUGAUGAAAAAACCGGCGCACUUAAGAGACAAGAGAAAGAUCACAAAGAUAUCAUCGGUUAUGAUGACGUGAAUCAACUCUUCUGGUACCCGGAAGGUAUUGAAAGACUUGUUUUGAAGUCUGGGGAGCGGUUAGUCGAUAAGCCCUUGGCAGAGCGUUAUUUGCAUUUACCAGAUCUGAAAUGGGAGAAAGCUUUCUACAAGACUUUCCGCGAAACCAGAACGUGGAUGCAUUGUGCCACAAAUUUCAAUCGGAUUUGGAUCAUACAUUUUUCCAUGUUCUGGUUUUUCUUUUCCGUUAACGCUCCCACGCUUUACACCAAGAACUAUAUUCAACUCUUGAACAAUCCUCCCUCGCCUCAAGCCCAAAUUUCUGCCGUUGCAUUGGGUGGCACGGUUACUUGUCUGAUUCAAUUGGUUGCCACCAUUUUUGAAUGGUGUUGUGUACCACGCCAGUGGCCUGGAGCCCAGCAUUUGACGCGAAGAUUAAUUGGACUUCUUUUCUGUCUCGUUAUCAAUGUCAGCCCCUCCGUUUACGUCUUUGGGUUUUUCCAGUUAGAUGUUCACUAUCAAUAUGCUUACAUCGUUGCAAUCGUUCAACUCGUCGUUGCCAUUGUAACAACUUUAUUUUUCGCCGUAAGGCCACUUGGUGGAUUAUUUGUGUCUUAUCUACAGAAGGGCAAGACGCGCCGUAGGUAUGUCUCAUCGAGAACUUUUACAGCCUCGUUUCCACCAUUAACGAAGCGAAGCAAAUGGUUUUCUUGGGGACUUUGGCUGACGGUGUUCGUGGCAAAAUAUAUUGAGUCCUAUUUCUUCCUUGUAUUAUCGCUACGAGACCCUGUGAGAGUCUUGUCGAUAAUGGAUAUGAGCAGAUGCAGAGGCGAAAGACUCUUGGGUGAUUUUUUAUGUCGUUUGCAACCUCGGAUUACGUUGUUGAUUAUGGUUUUGACCGAUCUAGUCCUUUUUUUUUUGGAUACCUACUUGUGGUAUAUCAUCUGCAAUUGUGUGUUCUCAAUAAUUCUAUCGUUUUCGUUAGGGACCUCAAUAUUGACUCCAUGGAAGAAUAUCUAUUCAAGACUACCAAAGCGAAUUUACUCCAAGAUUUUGGCCACUGCAGAGAUGGAUGUUAAAUACAAACCUAAAAUAUUGAUAUCUCAGGUUUGGAACGCAAUUAUCAUUUCAAUGUACCGUGAACAUCUACUGUCUAUCGAACAUGUUCAACGAUUAUUAUAUCAACAGGUUGACUCUAUGACACAAAAUAAGAGAACUCUCAAAUCGCCAACAUUUUUCGUUGCUCAAGACGAUUCGACGUUUAAAUCGAUGGAAUUUUUCCCCGAUCACUCGGAAGCUGAAAGGAGACUCUCGUUUUUCGCUCAAUCUUUAUCCACCCCCAUUUUAGAGCCCGUUCCGGUUGAUUGUAUGCCGACGUUCUCGGUCAUUAUCCCCCACUACUCAGAAAAGAUUCUUCUCAGUCUUAAAGAAAUAAUUAAGGAGGAAUCGACGAAAAGCAGAAUGACGCUUCUCGAAUAUUUGAAACAUCUUCAUCCAACUGAAUGGGAAUGUUUCGUUCGUGACACAAAACUACUCGCCGCGGAGAGCGGUUCGACUUCUGAGAGUUUCCGAGAGCUGUCAAGCACUGAGCGGUUCGAAAACAUGACUGACGAGUCAAAUGAUUUAAGGGAAAAAUACAAGAUCUUUCAAGAAAAAAUCAAAGAUUUGCCCUUCUAUUGUGUGGGUUUCAGUAAUUCCCAGCCCGAGUAUACUUUGCGUACCCGAAUUUGGGCAUCUUUGAGAUUUCAAACGCUGUAUCGAACGGUUUCAGGCUUCAUGAACUAUUCAAAGGCUAUAAAGCUUCUUCAUCGAAUUGAAAAUCCGGGUAUGGUACAAGCUCUAAGCAAUGAUCCGGGGUUUCUCGAAAAUGAGCUCGACGUGAUGGCUUGUCGAAAAUUUAGAAUGAUUGUUGCCAUGCAAAGGUAUCAAAAAUUUGAUGAUCAUGAUAGAGAGGCUGCAGAAUUUCUUCUCAAAACAUACCCGGAGAUGUGUAUUUCUUACCUCGAGGAAGAAAAGGAUCCAGAUGGAGGCGAAACUUUGUUUUAUUCUUGUUUAAUCGAUGGCUAUAGCGAUAUUGAUGAAGAAUCGCAACUGCGUAAACCAAGGUAUAGGAUUCGUCUUUCAGGAAAUCCUAUUUUGGGGGACGGCAAGUCAGACAAUCAAAACCACUCUCUAAUUUUUUAUCGUGGUGAAUAUAUCCAGGUGAUUGAUGCGAAUCAAGAUAAUUAUCUGGAAGAAUGUUUGAAAAUUCGAUCAAUUCUCAGCGAGUUUGAAGAAAUUGAAUUAAGUGAAUGCAUGCCAUAUGUUCCUGAAGUGGAGUACGAGGAUGUUACUGUACCAGUGGCUUUCGUUGGAGCUCGAGAGUACAUAUUUUCGGAAAAUAUUGGAGUCUUGGGUGACAUAGCGGCAGGGAAAGAACAAACGUUUGGUACUUUAUUUGCUCGAACUUUAGCGGAGAUAGGCGGCAAGCUACAUUACGGCCAUCCUGAUUUCUUGAAUGCUAUUUUUAUGACGACUAGAGGUGGUAUAUCGAAGGCCCAGAAGGGUCUCCAUCUCAAUGAAGAUAUUUUCGCUGGAAUGAACGCUCUGUGUCGAGGCGGCCGAAUUAAACACAGCGAUUAUUACCAGUGUGGGAAAGGGAGAGAUCUGGGAUUUGGGUCUAUUUUAAAUUUUACUACUAAGAUCGGAGCUGGCAUGGGUGAGCAACUGCUCUCAAGGGAGUACUACUAUUUGGGCACUCAACUACCAAUAGAUCGGUUCCUUUCAUUUUUUUACGCACAUGCUGGUUUCCAUCUCAACAAUCUGUUCAUAACUUUAUCCGUUCAGAUAUUCUUCGUUCUACUUAUUAACCUUGGUGCUCUAAAUCAUGAGAUAAUCAGCUGCGCGUAUGACCAAGACAAACCAAUUACAGAUUUACAAAUUCCGAUCGGUUGUUAUAAUAUCCAACCAGUGCUACAUUGGGUCACCAUUUUUGUUCUCUCAAUAUUCAUUGUCUUUUUCAUCGCAUUUGCUCCACUUCUAGUCCAAGAGGUACUUGAGAAGGGCACCUGGAAGGCGGUUUCGAGAUUCUUACACCACCUGCUAUCAUUUGCCCCCUUUUUCGAGGUAUUUGUCUGCCAAGUGUAUUCCAAUGCCUUACUCACCGAUGUUACCUUUGGAGGCGCUAAAUACAUAUCAACAGGACGAGGAUUUGCAAUUUCACGACUGGAUUUUUCCGAUCUCUAUACCAAGUUUGCAUCGACUUCGAUCUACUCAGGGUCUAAAAUCUUCCUCAUGCUUGUAUUUGCUACGAUAUCCAUGUGGCAACCAGCUUUGCUUUGGUUUUGGAUUACUGUCACCUCGCUGUGUUUGGCGCCAUUCAUUUUCAAUCCGCAUCAGUUCGCAUUUAGGGACUUUUUCGUCGACUACCGGAAUUUCAUUCACUGGAUGUCGAAAGGCAAUUCUCAUUUCGAGAAGGACUCGUGGGUUUCAUACGUAAAAUCUAACAGGUCCAAAUACACUGGUUUCAAAAAGAAAACAAUAAACGAUGAGUCAGAGACGAUCGCUACUGACACCAAGAGAGCCCAGGUUCAGGAUAUUUUUGUCGCCGAGCUUUUAAUUCCCUUGUUAGUUACUUUUGCCAGCUUUGCCGCGUAUGCUUUCAUCAAUGCGCAGACAGGCGUCAGUGAUGUGUCACCAACAAGCUCUGUUUUGAGACUUGGCAUUGUCACCUUUUUUCCAAUAGUGUUUAACAUGGUGAUGCUUCUGGUUUGUUUCCAACUCUCCUGGUUCGCUGCGCCUUUGCUUUCGUGCUGUUGCAAGAAGACCGGCAGUUCUGUUGCCGCUUUUGUGCAUACAAUGUCCGUGUUUGUGCAUUUAAUCGAUUUUGAAGUUAUGUGGUUCCUAGAAGGCUGGAACUUCACACGAGCUCUUUUGCUCAUGGUAACAUGCAUUAAUCUCCAAGAAUUCAUAUUCAAGCUAAUGACUGUCUUCCUCCUUACUCGUGAAUACAGAAAUAACAAGUCUCACUUAGCCUGGUGGUCAGGAAAAUGGUACAACACUGGAAUGGGAUGGUCUAUCAUUUUACAACCGACCAGGGAAUUUUUCGUCAAAACCAUCGAGGCAUCUCUGUUUGCAGCAGAUUUCAUUUUGUGCCAUUUCAUACUAUAUGCGCAGGCUCCUUUAGUGUUUCUACCAUUUGUGGAUUAUUGGCAUUCUCUCAUUCUUUUCUGGAUGAAACCUAAUAAGCUACUCUCGAACAAACUGUCAUACACGAAGAAACAGUCGGAAAGAAGGCGCAAGAUUGUUAGAAGGUAUCUUCUGCUUUACCUAUUGAUUUUAACCAUUUUCAUUGCCCUCCUGGUGACACCGUUGUAUUUGUCCAAAUUUGCUGAAACCGGGCUACACCUUCUCGACGACACAUUCCUUGAAGGCGUAUUUCAGCCCACUGGGCAGGAUAACAAUGAUACGGGGACUAGGGCACCAUCUACAAUUCUAACUACAACACCUCCAAUGCCUGAAAUCACAACCAUUAAAUAA
Molecule: messenger RNA, 5334 nt
Organism: Lachancea mirantina
Lineage: Eukaryota; Fungi; Ascomycota; Saccharomycetes; Saccharomycetales; Saccharomycetaceae
Source: the annotation of a GenBank genome assembly